Messenger RNA from Lolium rigidum, 688 nucleotides. RefSeq lists its product as uncharacterized. The transcript has 4 exons. Lineage: Eukaryota; Viridiplantae; Streptophyta; Magnoliopsida; Poales; Poaceae. The record is from RefSeq and is a predicted model, not a curated record. The coding region runs from base 65 to 541 and encodes 158 amino acids.
UUUCUAGACCGAUCCAGAACUGUUACCUUCUUCCUCGCGAGUGGCCGGCGGAAAGAAUCUCCAUAUGUGGCAACCACGAAGAGAUGUUUUGCGGAGGCAUAGUUUCCCGAUGGAUCCGGUUGGCAGUAUGCCUAUCUAUGCGCCAUAUGCAGCUGAGGCAGCAAUGGUGAGUUUGCAAGACGAUGACUCGGUCAGCAGCAACGCUGGUCCGGCGGCGGCGGGCGGUGUGUCGGUGCUUGGUAACGUCGAGAAUGGGAGUGCUUUCUACGAUGGAGCUGCAUGGUUGGCCUGGAGGAGCAGGUGCCCGCUGAUUCCGCCGGAUCAACUAGGCACGCCAAUCCACAAUCGCCCGGAUAGACGAAGAGAUUCUGUGUCGGCCGUUCACCACCUGAUAGAACUCAUUGCGAAAAACGUCAGAGUGCACUGGAGAAGUCGAUCCGGUGUUAGUGUGUUACUCAGUGAAACUGGGAGACAAGGCAACAGGUACAGCUCAAUUUCACCUUACUUGAUCAGGGAGGAAUGCGAGCACUUGAUCAGAUAACAUUCAGUCAACAGCUACAGCUCGAUUUCACCACUUGAUCACGAAGGGCGUCGAGCACUUGAUCAGAGAGGACGGUGAGCACUUGAUUAGAGAGGACGACGGGCACUUGUUCUAGGACAAAGGCGACACACGAGAUGACCAGGUGAG